Molecule: messenger RNA, 2616 nt
Organism: Punica granatum (pomegranate)
Lineage: Eukaryota; Viridiplantae; Streptophyta; Magnoliopsida; Myrtales; Lythraceae
Source: RefSeq, a predicted model, not a curated record
AUGUUGCCCAGGAGGAGGGAUCGUGUGGAAGAUGUCUAUAACAGUGAUAAUCUACGACAUCUGGAGCAGAGGCUGGAUCAGCUGGAUCAGAGUAAUCAACAGAGGGAUCAAAGGUUGGAUCGUAUGAUGGAGCAGCUCACACAGCAGAUGGCUGCACUUUUGGAUAAUCAGAAUCGGAGAAACCCUAAUUCGAAUUCUGAUCGAGAGGAAACUGAAGCGGAGUCGGAAAGGGAGAAUUUUUUUGCUGAUGUUCCACGAAGACAGCAAAGGGUCCCAAUCGAGGAAGACAGGCAACGAUGGGAGACGGGCAUUCGGACCGAUAUUCCCGAAUUCCAAGGGGGUUUGCAGCCAGAAGAGUUUCUAGAUUGGCUGGCAACAGUAGAAGAGGUUUUGGAGUUCAAGGGGGUACCUGAGACUAAGCGGGUACAGGUUGUGGCGACUCGGUUGCGUGGAAGGGCGUCGGCGUGGUGGCAGCAGGUGAAACUUACCCGUAGUAGGAUGGGCAAACCGAAGAUCACGUCAUGGGAAAAGAUGAAGAAAAAGAUGAGGGCCACCUUUCUGCCCUGUAAUUUUCAGAGGAUCAUGUACCAACGCCUGCAGAACUUGAGGCAGGGCAGUAGGUCGGUGGAUGAUUACACCAAUGAGUUCUACCAAUUGGUUGCUCGUAACGAGCUUCAGGAAACCGAGGAUCAGCUGGUGGCGAGAUAUAUUGGCGGGCUGAGAGUGCAGCUACAGGACACGGUUAAUUUGUUCGACCAUGUUAACGUGUCUUCCGCCCAUCAGAGGGCCCUGAUUAUCGAAAGACAGCAGAAGCGAGCGAGCAGCGGGGCGUUCGGUGGAGGUGUUGCCAUUGCAGGAACCGGUGGGGCCGUCCAAGCUGGCGGUAGUAGUGCUGUUCCUGGACGUCCGAUGAGGCCUGCCAACAUUGGGCCGAGCAGUAGCGGGGCGAAAUGCUUCAAGUGUGGAGAGCCCGGGCAUCGGCAAUCUGAGUGUAGAAAAGGGGAAAAAAGGGCGAUAUUUAUUGAAGAGGAAUUGACUGAUGACGCAGUUUAUGUAGCUGGAGGCGAUGGAGAGGUCGAGUUUGACGAGGAGGAAGAAAUUGUGACUGGAGAUGGAGUGCCCAAUCUGGUGGUGAGAAGGUCUUGUAUGACCCCGAGAGAUGCGGAUGAAGACUGGCUGCGUAACAACAUAUUCCAGUCCACCUGCACCAUUGGAAAUAAAGUCUGUCGUUUCAUGAUAGACUCGGGCAGCUGCGAGAACAUCGUAUCUGCUGAGGCCGUGCAGAAGUUGAGCCUGCAAAGUGAGCCACAUCCCAAACCGUAUAAGCUGGCAUGGCUGAAGAAAGGAGGUGAAGUGAGUGUGUUGAAGCGCGCGUUGGUUACUUUCUCUAUUGGCCCUCGGUAUAGGGACUCUGUGUGGUGUGAUGUUGUCAUGAUGGACGCGUGUCACUUGUUGUUGGGAAGGCCCUGGCAGUUUGAUAGGAGCGUGAGCCAUGAUGGACGGACCAAUAAAUACAGCUUUACGCAUAAGGGACUAAAGAUUGUGCUGGUACCAAAUAGAGGGAGAGACGCUAUUGAGCCCGAACCUGUGAAUCCGAUUACCGUAACCAACUUGUUGUCCCUUGCCCGAUUUCAGGAGGAGUUGCAUGAUGCAGAGUAUAUGUUUGCUCUCGUGGGCAGGGAGGUUGUGGAGGACAGUCUUACGUCUUGUGAGUCCUUACCGAUCUUGAAAGAAUUUCGGGAUGUCUUUCCUGAGGAGCUGCCAAAUGGUCUACCACCCUUACGGGACAUCCAGCACCAUAUUGACUUGCAGCCUGGUGCGGCCCUUCCGAACAGACCACACUACAGGAUGAGCCCGGCUGAACAUGAAGAGUUAAGAAGACAGGUGGAGGAGCUGAUAUCCAAAGGGUUUAUUCGGGAGAGUAUGAGCCCAUGUGCUGUUCCGGCACUUCUAGUGCCUAAGAAGGAUGGAUCAUGGCGUAUGUGUGUAGACAGUCGAGCCAUCAAUAAGAUAACGGUCAGGUAUCGUUUUCCCAUUCCUCGCUUGGAUGAUUUGCUUGACCAGCUGAGUGGUGCCAGGAUUUUUACGAAGCUGGACUUGAAGAGCGGAUAUCACCAGAUUUGGAUUCGUCUUGGAGAUGAAUGGAAGACCGCAUUCAAGACUAGGGAGGGGCUAUAUGAAUGGCUGGUAAUGCUGUUUGGGCUGUCGAAUGCACCGAGUACGUUCAUGAGAGUGAUGAACCAGAUUCUGCGGCAUUUCAUUAGUCGGUGUGUGGUUGUGUAUUUUGAUGACAUCUUGAUCUACAGCGCCGACCCCGAGCAACACCUGGCCCACUUGCGUGAAGUCCUUUAUGUUCUUCGACGCGAGAAACUAUAUGCGGCGUCGAAGAAAUGUGUUUUUAUGAGGUCAGAAGUUCUUUUUCUUGGUUAUGUUGUUGCUGCUGAUGGUUUGAGGGUUGACUCAUCUAAGGUCGAGGCAGUGAGGCAGUGGCCUAGACCAACGAGCAUUACUGAAGUCAGGAGUUUCCAUGGGUUAGCCUCCUUCUACAGGCGGUUUAUUCCUCAUUUCAGCAGUAUUAUGGCUCCCUUAACUGACUACAUGAAGGGAAAUCGAUAA